UCCACUCUGCGCUGUCAUGGCUUGGUGUGAUCGUGGCGUUCAGAUUGUUUUUACGAGCCUGGGCGCGUUCGCAGCGAUCAGCCUGAUGACUGUUGCGAUCGGAACCGACUUCUGGCUUUACUCUAGAGCUCACAUCUGUAACACGACCAACGCAACAGAUGAAACACACACCAUGCAGCAGCCAAAGAAAACACGAGGAGAUCUCACGCAUUCUGGACUUUGGAGGAUCUGCUGUAUAGAAGGAAUCAACAAUGGAAGCUGUUAUUGGAUCAAUCAUUUUUCUGUGGAUGAUGACUAUGACACAGAAAGCUCAGAGUAUCUCCUCCGAUUAGUGCGAGCAUCCAGUCUCUUCCCCAUCCUGAGUACCAUCCUGCUUCUUUUGGGGGGACUUUGUGUUGGGGUGGGCCAAAUUUAUAGAAGCAGGAAUAACAUUCUCUUGAGUGCAGGAAUCUUAUUUGUAUCUGCAGGUCUUAGCAAUAUCAUCGGCAUCAUUGUUUACAUCUCCAGUAAUGCUGGAGACCCUAGUGAUAAGAAAGGAGAAGAUAAGAAAAGCCUGUACAGCUAUGGAUGGUCCUUCUACUCAGGUGUACUCUCCUUCAUUGUGGCCGAGGUCAUCGGUGUGUUGGUCGUCAACAUCUACAUUGAAAAGAACAAAGAGGCUCAUUUCAAACACUUUGAGUUUAUUAAAACUGUCCCUUCCCCUACAUCCUCUCCCUACACAAGCAUUCCGAGUUACCAUUACAGACAACAACGGUCCCAGUCCUGUUCACAGUCCAGAGAGCCAUCUAAAAACACUUCCCUUGCCACACUGAGCAUCACCGGCUCCUCAUUGCCUUUGGGGGACAUUUUAAUGUAUACGGUGGGGAGAGAACAUCCACUAAAGGCAGGUGCUUUGGCCUCCUUUAACACUGAUUUUGAACAUCCCAACUUUCUGCAAGUUCACAACCGUGUUUCUAAAGAUGUGAAGGACAGUCUGAAUCGCAGGAUCACUCCUGUGUAAAAAAUGCAGUUUGCAGUUACAUGAUACAUUUAUAA
This is a messenger RNA of Carassius carassius (crucian carp), 1035 nucleotides long. RefSeq names its product calcium channel, voltage-dependent, gamma subunit 4a (gene cacng4a). NCBI's taxonomy places the organism in Eukaryota, Metazoa, Chordata, Actinopteri, Cypriniformes, Cyprinidae. Bases 17 to 1000 code for a protein of 327 amino acids. Gene Ontology annotation, cellular component: postsynaptic density membrane; AMPA glutamate receptor complex; voltage-gated calcium channel complex. Gene Ontology annotation, molecular function: voltage-gated calcium channel activity; channel regulator activity. The transcript is spliced from 4 exons. The record is from RefSeq and is a predicted model, not a curated record. Gene Ontology annotation, biological process: postsynaptic neurotransmitter receptor diffusion trapping; neurotransmitter receptor internalization; positive regulation of synaptic transmission, glutamatergic.